Molecule: messenger RNA, 256 nt
Organism: Mycena citricolor
Lineage: Eukaryota; Fungi; Basidiomycota; Agaricomycetes; Agaricales; Mycenaceae
Source: the annotation of a GenBank genome assembly
CCUUGCGCACCACCGUCGCUCUCGAGCCCAGUCAUCACUCUCAAUGGCAUCCCGGGAGAUCAUCAGUCUUCAGGUCGGACAGGCGGGGAACCAGGUCGGGGAGGUCUUCUGGCAGGACGUGCUGGCCGAGCACGGGCUGGACCAGGCGGGGGUACGUCGCCUCCCACGCACCGCGCGCGCCGCGUGGCGAGUGUGCCGUUGUGCAUGCCACCGUCCCUCACGUGUGAUGGCAGAUCUACCACGGACACGAUCCCGU